GUGAUUUGGAUUGCCAUUCGUUGUUUCCAUUACUUAAGGCACGUAGGCAGACCUUGGUGAAAGUGCAUCGUUUUGUUUGUUGAUAUGUGACUGUUAAGUGGUGGUUCGGUAAUUGAUAUAAUUGUAUGACAGUGAAGCAUUUGUGUGGAGCAUGAGCACGAAGCGCCAGCGGUUGCGUUCGCGCCGCAACGAUGAAACGUUUGAGAAGCGCCAAGACUUGCUUCUCGCUUGGAGCGAUGAGGUGUGCAAUAGCGAGGAGGUGCCUGAGGUAGAGAUCGUCAGUCUCCUUCAAGAACACAUACCAAAAUAUCGGCUACGAGCUGACAGCCUCACUCAGUUUGGAGGGUACGAGAAUCAAGAUUGGUUUAUACCGUCACCGGCGUUGCCGGUUAGCUCCGAAGACCUUGGACUCACGCCUGACCAGAUCAGGGAGACACUUAAUUAUUUCCUUCUAUGCAGCAACAGGGUAAGCCAAAUGACAAAAACCUACAAUGACAUCGAAGCGGUAACAAGGCUCUUAGAAGAAAAAGAGAAGGAUUUGGAGCUGACGGCGCGUAUUGGCAAGGAGUUGUUGACGGCCAAUGGGCGAUUGGAGGCGCGCGUCUCAGCGCUCGAAGGUGAACUGCGAAGCGCCCGUGAUCACAUCACCCAGCUUAGGCACGACCUCAACGCUAAAACAGAUCUUUUGCAGGUGCUAACAAAUGACACUGAAGAGGCAACAUCCCCGACGGAGCAAGAGUCGCCUACCGCGGCGGCGCUGCGCAAGCGCACCGGCGCUCUGGAGCGCGAAAACAGAGCACUGCGCGAUGAGGCCGCGCGCCUCGCCGCCGGUGCCGACAGUGCCGAGCUGGCUGAGCAACAGCUGUUGCGCGACAUCGCGCAACAACUCGCGAGUGCCAAUUCGGAGGCUUCCAUUUUGGGAGAUGAAUUGUCGGAGGAGAGACAACGAAACGCAGACCUCCAGCAGCAGCUCAACAGUGCCAAUACAAGGCUCACAGUCACCGAGGGAAACUUUCAGCAGUUAACCGCCGAGCACGAACAUACGAUAAGGAUCUUAGAGAUAACUAGAGAAAAUCAAAAUGCGCUCGCGGCGGAAUUGGCCGACACAAAGGAGCGUUAUGCGGAAGUGGCAGCGCAUCUGGCCGAAGCACAAGAGCAGCUUCGGCAGCUGCGCAAGCGCGGCGAGCCCGUGCGAGGUCUCAUGCCCAGCGUGGCGGCGGCAGCGGGACACUUACCAGCUAGUCUCCAUCGGGAAAUGCACUCUUCUGUCUUCUCCGAGCUCAGCCUCGACUCGGGCAUUGGCGACCCGCUGGCACAGUCAAGUAUGCAGAAAGUGUUUGAAACGGUGCAGUGUGCGUCGCGAUGGUCGGGCGCUUCGCUCCCGGGCUCCGACACGACGGACGCGCCCCCUGCCGCUGCCUAUCUUAAACCGCCUCCCAAACCGGCCAGCGACUCAUUCCUAGAUGACACCUCCGAUGUAGACUCAGAUGACCUGUAUCCGGGCGGGUGCGCCGUAGGAGUGCCGGGCGCUCCGGGCGCGGCGGAGCUGGCGGCGGCGCUGCGUCGCCUCACGCCGCAGGAGAUCAACUCACGGCGCGCCUCGCUCGCCGCCUCGCACGUGCUGAGACACCGCCGCUACACAGAGCGAGACAGCCUAGAAGAGAGUGCAGUAUGGGGCGCGGGUGCGGCGGGAGGGCUGGCUAGAUUCCGAGCGCCGCACAAGUUGCAGAUCGUGAAGCCCAUGGAGGGCUCGCUGACAUUACACACGUGGGCACAGCUCGCAAAACCCACCAUGUCAGGUCUGCUAGAGCAACAAGAAGGUGUGGGAGUGCGCGGUUCCCGUUCGACGGCGGUCGGGGCGCGAGUGUACCGGUUGUCGGACGUCGAGGAGGACGACGACAUGCCGCGAAUGCCGCACUCAAGCCACGUCUAUACUUACACUAACAGCAUGGUGCUCCACCCGAACGACGGCAGCCUCGCAAGCAGUACAGUGAGCAGCGUGUGCAGCAGCGGCAUGAGCAGCCUCGCCAGCAGCGUGCUGGGCAGCGCGUGGAGCUCGCGCCUCACCUCGCGCCGCUCCUCCGCCGCCGUGUCGCCCGUGCUGUCCCGCAGGGAGUCCUUCUGCACGCCCCCUUCGAGGCCGCACUUCUCACCCACGGCUACUCCUGCUAACAGUCCGCUGCUAGGGUCCCCCGAGCCGUCGCCGCCGGGCACGCCGCCGCCGGGCGAGGCGCCGUCGCUGCACGCGCUCAUCGCACGCGGCACCUCCCUGCUGCGGCGCCGCUACCUCUCCUCGCCCGCCAACGACGCCGCGCCCGCGCCCAUCGCGCUGCAGACCCCCGGCUCGCUCUAUACAGGUCUCGUCAACCGCAGUCCAAUGGAGCAGCUGACGUGUCUGAAACGCAACUUGCGAUCGCCAGCGGCGGCGGCACCCGAGCGCGGCGAUUCGGAGACGCCGCUGGGCGUGCCGGCGCACCCGGGGCAGGGCGCGCUGGACGCCCCCGGCGCCGCCGCCGGCCGCCGCCCGCGCGCCCGCGCGCCGCGCCCGCGCGCCGACCUGGGCACGGUGGACGUGGGGCCCGCGCCGCCCGCCACGCCCGCACAAGCGUCAUCUCCUCUCGGAACGCUCAGCCUUCUUUUCGGUCGGAAAGGCGGCCUACUAUAAGGCAUCCUCGUCGAAGCGAGGUCGUCCUCGAGCGGUUACCAGAAACGUCGAUGAAAUCGACGACGAACGCUGGACGCCGGUGUUCCUAUCGCUCCCUGUGAUUUGAGAGGUGGACGCCACUUGUUGAGACAUAUUUUUUUUUCUACUCUGUACCUUAAACCGGUGCGCGUCUACUGGGUGAUUUUAUAUUUUGAUUGCGAUUAUUCGAUUUUAUUGUCUUUUGACUUGUAUUUUUUAUUUUUUGUAGCGAAUUUUUUUUUUGUAGGGAAUUGCCACGUGCAUUUAUGUGACUGACCGCGGGAUAAGAACAUCUGUAGCGAUCGCUAUAUUAGCGUGUCCUUUUACUAAAGGUAGAUAGCCCGGCUCACUGCAGGCAUUUUCUUAUUCUCUCUGUAAACAUUCCUUUUAAAGAGCUCAAUUUUUACUAAUCGCUCGCGCGUGUAGAGAGAAUCGUUGAGAGAACCGAAAGCAUUUUUUUUUUCGAUCAAACUGAUUAUAUAAUUCAUAAUGUGAUCAUAAUUUUUAUAACUCUGGGUCAUGAGAUAUUUUUCUGGAAAUCUAAAAUUUUCAUUUUGCAUGAGUGCAUAUAUCCCGUCGCUAAACACCAGUCUGUAGUAUUAUUUUUAAGUGUUGUAAUAUUAAUAUUUAUUAGGUAGAUCAAUAGUGAGACAGACUUAACACUUGUAGUUAUGUAGGUGCUUUGGUGAAGAGUAAUAAUUAAUUAUUAUAAUUAUUGUCAUUUCAAUUAUACUGUCGUCAUGCUUAUUAUUUAGCGGUGAUGUAAAUCGUGUAUCAUUGUAAAUAUUAAUGAAAGUUCCAUUAAUCUAGAAGAGUACAAAUUACUUAUGUUAAAGAAUCGUUCAAUCUUCUGUAAUGGAAAAGAUCAUGAUCACUGAGAAUAACAAUAAUGUCGUAAUAGUAUAUCAACAGUAAUAGAACAUUAAAAAUUGUAAGACAGAUGAACAAUAUCGAUGACGUCUUAUUUAAAUUACAUAAUGUAAAUACUGGGAUGAGGGACCUCAUCUAAGAAUUAUUUUGGAAUUUAUCUAUAUGUUUGAUAAAAUUUGUUACUAACAUAGGUCUGAUAUUAAAUAAUACUGGUGCAUGCCAUAGCAUAAGUAGUGAACAAUUAAAGUAAAAAAAUAUUUUUUAAAUUACGAUACAAUUUGAUCGCAGCUGUCUCCCAUAACAGAACAUUCAUAGUCUAUAAUUCCAUACAUUAGGUUAUUCAAAUUGGUGCUAGAUAGUUGUAUGCAGUAAAUGUCAGAGACAGACUGCGAAAUAUCAAUUUUAAUAAUGUAACAGCUGUACUUCAUACAAUUUACUAUGAAAGUACAUUCAAAUUGAUGCAUAUUACUAUUACUUACACUGUUAUUUGCGCAGUCUGUGGGCUGGCUUUAUUUUUCGUGUGAUUGGGUUUUACCGGACAUAAUAUUCUUUUGUAGAUUCGUACAGCGCUUACAGUCAUAUUUAAUAAAGACGUUAUUUCAUUAUAAAAAUUCGUUAACAAAUAGAAUUUUUGGAAGCUUCUAGUUAAAUUGAAAUAUAGUUUCGCCUUUGGAGAGUAAUUGUUUUGGUAAUUGUUAGGCUGUGAGGUGAUUGAUCAUAUGAGAAUGUUGCCAGAUGUUAAAACUACUUAUGGCCAGGUAGGCACAAACUGUAUAGUAUAAGGGCAACUUAUGGAGAUUUGACGAUAACGACAAAAUGGUAAUGAUUAAAAUAAAUCAAAAAUAUAAUUUAUUCAAUCAUAAA
Molecule: messenger RNA, 4417 nt
Organism: Amyelois transitella
Lineage: Eukaryota; Metazoa; Arthropoda; Insecta; Lepidoptera; Pyralidae
Gene: milt
Product: trafficking kinesin-binding protein milt
Exons: 16
Coding region: 152-2665 (837 amino acids)
Source: RefSeq, a predicted model, not a curated record